Molecule: messenger RNA, 3730 nt
Organism: Paramecium pentaurelia
Lineage: Eukaryota; Ciliophora; Oligohymenophorea; Peniculida; Parameciidae
Source: the annotation of a GenBank genome assembly
AUGUUAAAAUGCAGGCACUGCACAUCUUGUAAACUAUUGAGAUUAUUAAAUAACAAUUAAUGUAAUUGCAUAGAUGGCGCAUAUGAGAGUGGAAAUGAUAAAUAAUGUUUACUUUGCAAUAAAACUUGUGAGACAUGUAUUAAUCAAGAAAACUAUUGUACAUCUUGUUCAGCAAAUAAAAUUCAAAUCUUCAAAACAGGAAAUAUUUGUAUAUGCCAAGAUGGAUAUUAUAAAGAAUCAAUAACUUUAAGUUGUAAAAAGUGUAAUUAGUCUUUUUUAACUUGUAAAGUAUCUCCUAAUUAUUGUUUAAUGUAUGAUGCUUUUUACAAUCUCAGCUUGGAUGUCUCGAAUAGAUGUGUUUGUUCAACAGAUUUCUAUUUGAAUAUAUAUCUACUCUAAAAUGUGAAGGUAUAAUAAUAGUAAUUUAGCUUGUAAUAUUUCAUGUAAACAAUGUAAAACAUAGACGCAAUGUAUAGAGUGUGAAAAUCUUACUAGAUAUUUUGAUUCAGAUAAUUUGCGAUGUCCAUGCAAAGAUGGAUAUUAUGAAGCUCAACUCAAUAAAUUUUCAAGUAAAAAUUUCAUAUUACCAUUAGCAUAUUAUUUAAGUUGUAAGACAUGUAUCAAUUAAUCUACAAAAUGUUUAUCAUGUGAAUCAACUUAUUUUAGAAUUUUAAAUAAUUCUAAUUAAUGUAUUUGUUUAGAUGGUUAUGAUGAUAUUGGGAUUGAGAUGUGUUAAUAAUGCAAUUUAUAUUGUAAGACUUGUUAAAUAAUUUCAACAAAAUGUACAUCAUGUAACUAGACACAACAUUUCAGAUUAUUAAAUAAAAAUCAAUGUAUUUGCUAAAAUGGAUAUUAUAAAAAUAAUUCAUCAAUUUGUGAAUGUACACAGUUAUAAUUAAUUUUAUAGAAUGUUCUUAUUUAUGUCUUACAUGUGAAGGGAGAAGAGAUUAUUGCAAAAGUUAUGAUCUUAAUUAAAAUAGAAUUGAUUAAUCUGUUAUUAAUAAAUGUUCUUGUUCUAAUGGUUUCUAUUCAGAUGAAAAUGAAAAUUGUUAAAGUAUAAAUUUUAAAACAUAAUAAGAAUGCCAUCCAAAAUGUUAAACAUGUAAUUAAUCUAAAGAGAAUUGUAUAACCUGUUCUUAUUCCAAAAUUUCUAAUCGACAAAGCAUAUGUCAGAAUUGUAUUUGCAAAGAUGGUUAUUUUGAUGAUGGCAUUUAGUGGAUUGUUAAAAAUGUAGUACAAGUUGCAAGUUUUGUUAAAAUUCUUCGACUAAUUGUUUAACUUGUUUUAGCAAUCCGAGAGAUACACCUCCUUUUUGUAAUUGCAAACUUGAAUUUUUUGAAAAUUUUUUUUAGAAUUGUGAAUGUAAUCAAAUCAAUUUUAUUUUAGCCUGUGAAAAUUAAUGUUUAACUUGUGAAAAGACAUCUUCAAAUUGUAUAUCAUGUAAAGAAGCAAGAUCCACCCAACUUUGUGUAUGUUAAGAUGGGUAUUAUGAAGGUGGAUAGCCUCUAUGUGUUGAUAUAUUAAAUAAUAAUAAAUUUAAGAGUAUGACUUUUAAUGUAAAACAUGCAAGGAUUCCUCAGUAAAUUGUCUAUGUUGUAAAGGAGAUCGAAUUAACAUUCCUAGAUGUGGAUGUCCAUAUGGAUUUUAUGAUGAUCUAUUAAAUGUAUUUUGUUAAGUUUGUGAUGGAUUAUGUAAAAAAUGUAAUCUAGAUGGUUGUCUCAGUUAUAAUGGCAUUAGGAUCCUAUCUCCUGAAAUGUCUUGUGAUCAACCAUAAAAUUCUGUGAGCCAUCCUGACACUGCAUGGUGCUCUAGUAUUAAUAUUUCUAUUAAUAACAAAGCUUGUGAAGUUGCUGUAGUAGAUGUUAGAUUCUCAGAUGACUUACUAUCUAUUUCUGUAAAGUUUGCUUUUCCAUUGAAUCCAUCAUUCUUUACUACAUAAAUUUAAGAUAAUAUCUGCUUAAAAAUACUAGAUUUUCAAACAUACUAAUUACUUGGCAAGAAUCCUAUUUGUUAUGUGGAUCCAGAUGAUGAUACAAAAUUAAUUAAGAAAGUAGGAUAGCAAGUUAUGAUUAUUCCAGGGGAUAAAAUCAUUUUUUAUGAUAACUAUUUUGGUCAUCAAGAAUGUGAAAAACAAUUAGAUAUUUUUAUCUACAAUGAAAUCAAAAAUCCCAUAAAUCCUGUAUCUCCUAGAAUUAUUUAUGAUUUAUCUAUAUAUCUUCUCAAUCCUUGUGAUUAUAAUAUUAAAUCUAUGAAAUCAAAACUUAAUGAUGGACUUAGAGGAUUUAUUGGAAUAAAAUGGACAUACUCUGUAGAUGGAUUUAAUGGAAAUGGAGAUCUUGAUAAUUUUGUUGCUUCAUUAACCAGUUUAUAAAUGUUAGAAUUAGUUAUACCAUACCAAACUGUAUCAAAACAGUCCGAUAUUACCCUUUAUAUAAAGUUUCAAAAUUUUGUAGGUUCAAAGACAAUAUAAAUGAUUAAAUUGUAAACUCAUUCAGGUCAAUUUCCCACUAUACUUUGGAUUUCGAAACCUUAUUAUUAAGCUUUUUAAACUGUUGUUUUGCAAUUCUUAAUUGAAAAAAAAGAUUGUUCUGAAUCUGUAAUUACUUAAAUAAAUAAUUCUCAAUAUUAAUUAUCUUUAGUUUAGUAUAUAGAAAUAAUUCUAAAUCAAGGCCUUUAAGAGUAAAUUAUUAAGAAAUAGCACGCCAAAGUUUCUUAAUGUUCAGGAUUGCAUAUACCUUCUAAUAAACAACGAUUGAUCCUUUGCUUAACUUUUCAAUUACAAGAAAUAUUACACUUGAAAUUAGCUCAGGAGUUAUAUUUUGUUAAUUUAAUGGGACAAAAAAAAGAUUUAGAAUUAUUGAAAAGAAACUUAUAUAUAUAUUAUGUAGAGAUUUAGAUACUUAAUAUGACUGGAAUAAGGAUUCAAGCAUAUAAAUUACUAGUAUCCAAGUAAUUCCAAAAUAAACAAUACAACCUUAUACUAUUUAAAGUUGGACAGUAGUGGCUUCAAAAAUCAAUUUACUUAUAAAUUUAAAUAAAAUAUUGCCUAUCUAGAUAAUGAUUUUGAACUAUUAAAUGUUACUUAUAGUUAAGGGUAUUUAAUGAGACCAGUCAAGAACUAUAAAAAUUUGGAAUUCACUUUUAAUAUUCCUUUUUAAGAUAGAUAGUAUCUGUUUGAAUAUCAAGUAGAAAUUAUUUAUAAUUUUGAACUCAUAAAGAUAUUAUAAUCUGAAUAUACUAAUUAUGAAUAUUUGAUUAUUAUUAGGAAUUUAUAAAAAAAAAAUAAAUAAAUUUGAAAUUUUUGGCUUAGUUUACAAAUGAAAUUAUACCUAAUUAAGCGGACCUAUAGUUAAUUGUAAAUUCACCUCCUACUUGUUUAGUGAGUUUGAGUGAAUUAACAGUUGAAGCAUUGAGACCUUUAAAGAUUAUUACAAUUUGUGAUUUUUCUUAUGCAGCUCCAUUUACAUAUUAAUUGAGAUAUAUUCUUAUAAAUUAAGAUUUAAUUGAUUUUUUUAAUAGUAAAUCUGAUUAUUCAUUAAUUUUGAGUAGUUAUUAACGUGCAAAUAUUUUGGAAGGGUAUUUUCCAUAAGGUGAUGGCAUUCUAAAGGAUCAUACUUAAACAUUAAGAAAUAGGUAAAUGUAACUAAGAUUUUUCUUAAUUGUUCUAAGAUAAUAAUAAAUUAAUAUAAUUUUAAAUAACAAAUUUCUUUACUAUUAGAAAUUUUAUUGA